This is a messenger RNA of Haliotis rubra (blacklip abalone), 1677 nucleotides long. RefSeq names its product zinc finger protein 761-like. The record is from RefSeq and is a predicted model, not a curated record. The transcript is spliced from 3 exons. NCBI's taxonomy places the organism in Eukaryota, Metazoa, Mollusca, Gastropoda, Lepetellida, Haliotidae. The coding region runs from base 417 to 1478 and encodes 353 amino acids.
AUGUCGCUGUAUGCAUGUGCGAUAUGUUGUGUGUCCAGCUGGCGAGAGUAACGUGGUGUGGAGGAGCGUCGGCCGACAGAUCGGACCCACAUGUGUUGUAUCCAGAUGUUUGUUCCGCUGACCACUGACGGCGAUGAAUGCAUGGUUUCAGACGGCAGUAUGUGACAUGACUGUGGCCCCCGUGGGAACGACAAGCAAAAGAUUUCAAGAUGUUUCCUCAUCAAGCGGGAAAGUAGAUCUACGAAACAAACAGAAAGGCUGUUUGAGGUUCAACUGGGAUUAAGAAUUGUCAUCUUGGUUGGAACCAAGACCAUGGUGGACAAUACUUUUCAAAACAAAACUCAGGCACAGAAUCAGGAACUUGGAAAGAUUUGAUGACCUACUGGAGCAUGUGAACCUGAUCAGCACUCAACAAGAUGGCCCAGGCUGUGAAGAGCGUGCAGCGACCGUCGAAGACAGUCAGUGUCUGGAGGUGCUCUGUUUGUGACCGAGUCCUGUCCAGCAAGGGUUGUCUCAGGGUGCACAUGAAUAUCCAUACUGGCGAACGACGAUAUAAGUGUGAAACUUGUAACAAGGAGUUUAACCAGAAAACCCAUCUCAUCUGCCAUAUGAAAACUCACAAUAAACAGAGUGCACAGAGUAUUUCUCAGGUCAACACACAGUUCAGUUGUAGGGUCUGUGGAAAAUCAUUCACAUCAUCUCUUGGACGAAAUUCACACAUGAGAUGCCACAAAGCGGGAAAGGUUGCAAGUAUGAAAUCUACAGACAAGUUGUUCAAGUGUAAGUUUUGUGGAAAGGUAUUUCCGACUUAUUGGAGACAAAAGAGACACAUAAAGUUACACAUGAAGGAGUUGGGUCCAAUUAGAGUUAAGCAUUCAAAUAAAAAAAUUGCCUCCCAAAAUGAAGCCUAUAAAUGUAAUGAGUGUGACCUGACAUUCAGGUCAUAUGUUGACCUAAAUCAACAUUGCGACACCCACACCAAGGUCCAGCCAGCUGGCUCACAAGGCGACACUGGACAGGGGGUCUACCAGUGUGUCACGUGUGACCGGACGUUCAGGUCAUAUGUCUACCUCAAACUUCACACAGACACUCAUGAACUUCAGAACCAAAUCGACAGGGUUCCUGUCACGCGUGAGCUCCCCAGCGUGGACAAACACAAAACAUGCAGUGCAAGCGCAGGUCUGAAACUGGAAACUCCUUCCGAGUCCAGGGAACCAGAAGUCACAGAGCGUAAAUAUGUUUGUCACAUUUGUAGUGAAACAUUUGAAGCAGUGUUGGUCUUGAAGCAACAUUUACAAACACAUGUGGUGAAAAGGGAAGCGGAUGAUGAGAGCCUCGCUAAACCCCAUCUGUGUACCGAGUGUGGGCAGAGGUUUCUCCGAGCACAUGACCUGAAGCGCGCCAUCUGGAGAUACAUGCGAGGGGAGGCUACAAAUGCUCCUUGUGUGAACAGGUGUUUACUUUCCAGAGUUGGCUGAAGCGCCACGUGCAGAAAGCUCAUGACAACAUUCCCUUACAGACCAGCCCCCAACUAGCACACCAGUGUAGCGUAUGUGGACAAGCAUUCAACAAAAAAAGCAGCAUGGUUAGUCAUAUGAAAUACUCCCACAAAAUGAAGACAGCACAAUCGACUUCCUCCACCCAAGGUGCAGGUGACCUUGACCAAGUCGUGACACA